Messenger RNA from Penicillium coprophilum, 1485 nucleotides. RefSeq lists its product as uncharacterized. The transcript is spliced from 11 exons. Lineage: Eukaryota; Fungi; Ascomycota; Eurotiomycetes; Eurotiales; Aspergillaceae. Bases 1 to 1485 code for a protein of 494 amino acids. The record is from RefSeq and is a predicted model, not a curated record.
AUGGAACGUGAAAUUGUUCCCUACUUUGAUGGAAUGCAACAAGGGCAGGGGUACAACACGUACCUUCAGAGCCUUCGCGUUGCAAAUGCUGUGACUAUCACGGCUGAGAAACCACUUCCUCCUAGCUACGAUAUUACCUACCAAAGCGAAGAGGUUACGGAAUACAAGAAGCUCGCCCAGUCCCUGGAGAUUACCGCUGGAGCAGCUAUCUCGGGCUGGGGCCAGGAAGGCAAGGUUGAUUCAAGCUACCUCAACCGAUCCGAGUAUGAAAGUAGUACCAUUACCUACCAAGUCGAAGUUUCGUCCCGUCAGCAAGGUUCAAUCGGCAACGAGUAUUCCUUCAACAAGUAUACUGGCGACAAUCUGAAUGACCUCUAUGGAGACCGCUUCAUUGCAGAUUUCAUCAAAGGUGGUAAAUACCUUGCCCGUGUUUCCAUUUCUACGUCAACCCAGGCGUCCAAGCAGGAGAUCAAGCAGUCAGCCGAGAUUGCUUUCAAGAUGUACGGAACCACCGGGAAAGUGACGGAAGAAGUCAAGCAAGCUGUUGAAUCACUCCGGAAGAACGCUCGUGUCAAAGUCUGGACUCAUAUCUCUGGGGGCGGAGGCAGCAGUGAUGUAGUCGAGACUUUUGCUACAGAGGAUCCCGACAGUGGCUCCCAGCUCCUUGCAAUCAAGAAGGAGGCCGAUGAGUUCUACAAGGAGCUAAAGGAUGGAAAGCAUCGAUACAGACGCUUUGCGGUGCUAUGGCCGUACACCAAUGUCUCAAAUUUCGAUAACACCUUCAAACCAUUUGACUACUCCACUGCGAGUAGAAAGAGUUGGGAUCUCUUCGACGAGUACACUCAAUACGGUGUUUUCAUUGACGGUGCUAAGAAAGUGCCGUCCAAUAAAUUCAAAAAUGGAAAAACUGAACAGCUAGCCCUUGUACGAAAAGGAUUUGAUGUAACUGAGGCAAUCUAUGAAAAGGUCAAAGCAAUCAGCAAGAAUCCAAGUGAGGUGGAAAAACCAAUCCAGUAUGAUCAGCCAUGGGUGUAUCAAGCUUCUAUCAUCGUAAGUCCGAAACCGGUCUUCCAAGGUAACUUCCAAUGCUCACCAGAUGAAAAGAAAAGCAUCAAGACAGUGACGAUGAUUGCCCAAUCAAGACCCCGUGAAAACGGUAGCCCCACUGAUAUUGCAUCCCCAACCCUCGAACGCGGAGCACAAAAGCUGUUCGAGUUCAAGGCAUUUGACUUUGGUGAUGUCUGGGGAAGUUCGGUUGUAUCUUUUGGAAAAAAGGACUCAUCAUUCAUUUGCCUCGACGGCUUGCGCGCGUCGGACUAUGGGUAUAAGGAAGAGAGUGUUUUUUGGGUAUUUCACGACGAGCUCAAGGACGUGGGAGAUCAGAAAGUCAUCGUUUCGAAGCUUCAAUCAGCAGAUGUCAUUCAACUAAGUCGCGAUAGCGCAGGGCCCAGACGUCUCUUCCAAUUCUAUGCUGGCAAGGCCUAG